This is a messenger RNA of Mytilinidion resinicola, 2409 nucleotides long. RefSeq lists its product as uncharacterized. The record is from RefSeq and is a predicted model, not a curated record. The transcript has 2 exons. The coding region runs from base 1 to 2409 and encodes 802 amino acids. Lineage: Eukaryota; Fungi; Ascomycota; Dothideomycetes; Mytilinidiales; Mytilinidiaceae.
AUGGGCCAAGGCAAUACUGACGUCUUGCUAUCCUUUAGGAGAAACAUCACAGUCAACCACUCGACUGGCUCCGAGCAGAAUUCCUAUUCCGACGAGGAAGAUUCCUCUGGCGUCCAGGUGUCGGCGCAUUCUGGUAGCCACGAAGACGAAUACACGGACUCAGCCGAGGAGGAAGAGGAAGAAGGGUGGGACUAUAUAGACGACGAGAUCGAACCGUCCGACUCUGCCUCGCGUCCACGAGCACCGCCAAAGCACCGCUCCGUCCCGCAGCCCGCGCCUCGUCCCCCGCCUGCACCCCGUGCCCGAUCCCAUCGUGCUCCCGCCCGCGACCCACCUGUUCGCCAUAGGUCCUCCAGGUCCUCAAGCAGACAUCCCCGAGAGAAGGAGCCAAGGCAGCGACGACGGCGGCCCGAGUCCGUCCACUCAGACAGCCUGGACGAGCACGACGACUAUCCGGGCUACGCCCGUGGCGGGCACCAGCCUCAUCCAAGCCAGCAAUGGGGUCACGUUCCGCAUCAACCGCCUGCCAGCGGCUAUGCGCCCAGUGUGAUGUCGGGUGUUCCUCCAUACAACCCCUUCACUAAUGGAAUGGCACCGCCAGGCAACUCGUUGGUUCCGUUCUCUCAGGGGGGCGAUCCUUACGGCGGCUACCCCCAGAACCCGUUUGCAUCGCCGCCGCCUCUUGGACCUAAUGGAAAUCCAUUCGCUCCAGCUGGCGCUGGCGCACCCGGUGGAUACUUUCCUCCUCCAGACGGACAGCGCCCAGGCAGAGGAGCGCACCGGAACUCGAUGCCUCCAAUGCCUCCUGGAGGUGAGAUGAUGCCUUUCGGCGCCAAUGGCUACUAUCCCUACGGUGCUCCGCCUUACGGAAUGCCUCCUGGAAUGCCUGGAAUGCCUGGCAUGCCUGGCAUGCCCGGCAUGAUCAACGGAAUGCCCAAUCCGUACUACUACCAGCAGCCACCCACCCACACGCCCACGCCACCCCCGAAACGAUCCACGCCAGGAGCAGAAGCUCCCCCUCCUCCACCACCACCUCCUCCGCCGCCGCCGCCGCCACCACCACCGCCACCGCCACCGCCACCUCCACCACCCGGUCCACCAGAGCCCACCCCAGACGAUGUCCGACUUUUGAAACUUGAAAGGAUGCUUCUGGGCCAACGCGACGAAGAGGACAAAAAGGCCGAGGACCAGCGAUUCAAUAAGCUAGAACAGCUUCUCAUCGCUCAGCAUGAAGCUCGUGUUCAAAAAGAAGCAGAUAAAAAGAAGGCUGCCGCGGAAGCUGCCGCGAAAGCUGCAGAGGCCAAAAAGAAAGGGGAUGAAGACAAAUUGGCGAAAUUGGAGAAGCUCAUUCUCGCUCAGAAAGAUGAACAGUUGAAGAGGGAAGCGGCAGCUGAAGCGGCACGCAAUGCCGAGAAGGCGGAGGCCGAAUCAAAGGCAGCGAAGGAUGCAGCUGACAAGCAAGCUGCUGCGGAAGCUGCAGCGAAGCUCCUGGAAGCAGCGAAAAAGGCUCGUGAAGAAGCCGAAGCCAAAGCCGCGAAGGAAGCGGAGGAAACAAAGGCGGCGCACGAAAAGGCACUUGCUGAGGCGAAAGCUGCUGCAGAGGAGCUUGAGAAGGGUAAGAAAGCGGCGGAAGAGCAGGCAGAAGCGAUGAAGCCAAAGCCGGAAGCAGCCAAGCCCCCGAUCAAGUUCAAAGACGCUGUUGGCCGUAAAUUCAGCUUCCCAUGGCAUUUGUGCAAAACCUGGAAGGGAAUGGAGGAAUUGAUCAAACAAGCCUUUCUCCAUGUGGAUGUGAUCGGCCCGCAUGUUCACGAUGGCCACUACGAUCUUGUAGGCCCUGAUGGCGAGAUCAUCCUUCCCCAAGUCUGGGAGACCAUGAUCCAACCCGACUGGGCGAUUACGAUGCAUAUGUGGCCGAUGCCAGAGCCGCCACCACCUCCUCCGCCUCCACCACCUCCCCCAGAGCCUCAACAUCACGGGCACCACUUCGAUCCUAAUAUGGUCAUGCUUCCACCGCAACGUGUGAAGAAACCAUCCAAGGGCGGCAAGGCCGAUAAAGCCAGCCGACACCACGGCAUGCCCACUGGCAUGGGAAUGGCCCCUCCACCCCCACCUCCUCCACCUCCCCCGCCACCCCCCAUGGGAGGACCCGACGUCGUCAUCAUCGAUGGGCCUGGGCCUCCUCCGCCACCGCCUCCCCCGCCCAUGCCGGGUCCAGACAUGGUUGUCGUCAACCACCAUCCGUCGCGGAAAAAGAAACCAGCGCCUUUACCGCCGUUGCUCAGGUGGACGGCCGGCGGCGCGGGUCGCAGCCAGUCUUUAAAAGGGGUAAAAAAACCUGAUGGCUCUAGUUCUACCGCUUCUACACCUUCACCUCCUGCUAAUGCGCAGAGUGGGUGCAUCGUUAUGUGA